GUUGGGGCACAGUGAAAACCGGUCACCAAGUUGCAGUCGCCAGAGCACUCUGGCUUCAGGCCCAGGUCAUCACUAAGUGCCCGAACGCUCCGGGACUGCCUAGAAUUCCAGGGAGGAACAGGCUGUGUGAGGUCAGCACGCAGAGACCCGGGUCACAAUGCAGUCUUCCCCUUCGACGCUGGGGCCCGGGCGCGCAGCAGACACCUGCCAGGCUCCGCCUGGACCGGAGCGUCCUCCCGUGGCCAAGGCUCGGGCAGUUGCUUCCAGCCUGGGACCGGCCUCGGCCUCCGGCAGAGUCCCCCGGGGCCUGGACAUGAGUGCCCAGGAGACCCCACAGGGUCGAAGAUUCCCCAUUGAGGCCGGAGACUCCCCUGGCCUUGCCUCCGCCCCUGAGUCCCAGGACAGCCCUGAGCCUGUUGCUACGGAUCAAAACCCUGUCAGGCCGCUCCGACGCUGCCCUGGCUGCCACUGUCUGACGCUGCUGCACGUGCCCAUCGACGUCUACCUGGCCAUGGGCGGGAGCCCCCGGGCCCGUGCUACCUGAGUGCGCCUGCGCACGGCAGCUCCGCAGGAGCCAGGAGGGACGAGGCCAGCCGCGGGCCACCACGCUGAGGUCGCACGCGCCGAGCACGAGACAA
This is a messenger RNA of Acomys russatus (golden spiny mouse), 638 nucleotides long. It is a transcript of the gene Fam229a, whose product is annotated as family with sequence similarity 229 member A. The transcript has 3 exons. The record is from RefSeq and is a predicted model, not a curated record. The coding region runs from base 158 to 544 and encodes 128 amino acids. NCBI's taxonomy places the organism in Eukaryota, Metazoa, Chordata, Mammalia, Rodentia, Muridae.